Messenger RNA from Hibiscus syriacus, 593 nucleotides. RefSeq names its product phosphoglucomutase, cytoplasmic-like. Gene Ontology annotation, cellular component: cytosol. The record is from RefSeq and is a predicted model, not a curated record. Gene Ontology annotation, molecular function: phosphoglucomutase activity. Lineage: Eukaryota; Viridiplantae; Streptophyta; Magnoliopsida; Malvales; Malvaceae. The transcript has 5 exons. The coding region runs from base 191 to 559 and encodes 122 amino acids. Gene Ontology annotation, biological process: carbohydrate metabolic process.
CGCGAGAAGGAUGGAAUUUGGGCUGUUUUGGCUUGGCUUUCAAUACUUGCAUAUAAAAAUAAGGAUAAUCUCAAUGGAAGCAAGUUUGUGACUGUUGAGGAUAGUCCGCCAGCAUUGGGCUACCUAUGGUCGACAUUAUUAUACUCGAUAUGACUAUGAGAAUGUGGAUGCUGGUGCAGCAAAAGAUUUAAUGGCAUUUUUGGUCAAAUUGCAGUCAUCUCUCGAUGAAAUUAACACUAUAGUGAAGGGGGCUCGUUCGGAUGUGUCAAAUGUUGUGAAUGCAGAUGAAUUCGAAUACAAGGAUCCUGUUGAUGGUUCUAUUUCGAAGCACCAAGGCAUUCGGUUUUUGUUCGAAGAUGGGUCACCAUUGGUGUUCCGUCUCUCUGGAACUGGCUCAGAAGGCGCAACCAUCCGUCUCUACAUUGAGCAGUACGAAAAGGAUUCUUCAAAAACCGGAAGAGAUUCCCAAGAAGCACUUGCUCCUCUUGUGGAGAUUGCAAUAAAACUUUCAAAGAUGCAGGAGUUCACCGGCCGAUCGGCACCUACUGUUAUCACAUAGAUCCAUAUACUACAAGUUAUGUAAUCUUAAAAAG